AACUCUCCCAUGAGUCAAACAUGGGAGUUCUAUGGCAGUUCUACUAUGGCAUAUCUAUGUAUAGCUCUAAAAUUGGCUGAAAUAUAACCCGAGUUAAUGAUUAGCCCAAUGGUUAUCAGAACUACCUGGAUCUACAGGGCUUCGAGCAGUCCACCUGCAGAGGAGUCGACAGAAGGCAGCAUGUCCCCUUUACUCCUUAGGGCUUGGCUAUUGGUUUUAAAUCUAGUGAUUUCUGCUAGGAGCCAGAAGACAGAACCCUUAAGUGGCUCUGGGGACCAACCGCUGUUCCAUAGAGCUGAUCGACAUGACUUUGCCAUCAUGAUCCCUCCAGGAAAUACAGAAUGCUUUUGGCAAUUUGCCCACCAGACUGGAUACUUCUAUUUCAGUUAUGAGGUUCAGCGGAUACUCGGGAUGUCACAUGAACGGCAUGUUGCUGCCACUGCACAUACCCCACAGGGUUUCCUCAUAGGCACCUCCCAGGAUGUUCGGGGCCAGAUUAAUUUCUUUGUCCAAGAGACAGGUUAUUAUCAGCUUUGCCUAAAAACUCAGCAAAAUCACUUUGGUUCUGUGCAAGUGUACCUCAACUUUGGAGUUUUCUACGAAGGGCCAGAGAUGGACCACAAACACAUUCAAAGAAAAAAACUGAACGAUACCCUGGAUGCAAUUCAGGAGAGUACACGAAAGGUGCACAACAAUGUCUUCCACAUGUGGCGAUUCUACACCUUGACACGAAUGAGGAAAACAGCUGACUUUUUCCUUGUCCAAUCAAACUACACCUAUGUGAACUGGUGGUCAGCAGCCCAGAGCCUUGUUAUUGUUCUUUCUGGGAUUUUGCAGCUCUAUUUCUUGAAGCGUCUCUUCAGUGUUCCAACAACUAUUGACACAAAAAAGCCAAGAUGCUAAGCUGACUCCAGCAUCUGGACUUUUCUUCUGGGGCAGCAGCUUUUUCAAAACUUUGGUCAAAUCAGCUUUGAAAAGUUAUUGAGGGAAAAAAAUCAAUUUAAUAUUUUAAUCUAUUGUGAUUAUCAACAAAAGCAAAAAAGGCAAUAAAAUUCA
This is a messenger RNA of Sciurus carolinensis (gray squirrel), 1056 nucleotides long. RefSeq names its product transmembrane p24 trafficking protein 6 (gene Tmed6). The transcript has 4 exons. The record is from RefSeq and is a predicted model, not a curated record. The coding region runs from base 97 to 903 and encodes 268 amino acids. Lineage: Eukaryota; Metazoa; Chordata; Mammalia; Rodentia; Sciuridae. Gene Ontology annotation, cellular component: endoplasmic reticulum-Golgi intermediate compartment; endoplasmic reticulum; Golgi apparatus. Gene Ontology annotation, biological process: endoplasmic reticulum to Golgi vesicle-mediated transport; Golgi organization; intracellular protein transport.